This is a messenger RNA of Rhizoctonia solani, 2373 nucleotides long. Its product is annotated as DNA repair and recombination protein RAD54. The transcript is spliced from 12 exons. The record is from RefSeq and is a predicted model, not a curated record. Lineage: Eukaryota; Fungi; Basidiomycota; Agaricomycetes; Cantharellales; Ceratobasidiaceae. Gene Ontology annotation, molecular function: ATP binding; ATP-dependent chromatin remodeler activity; hydrolase activity, acting on acid anhydrides. The coding region runs from base 1 to 2373 and encodes 790 amino acids. Gene Ontology annotation, cellular component: nucleus. Gene Ontology annotation, biological process: reciprocal meiotic recombination; double-strand break repair via synthesis-dependent strand annealing.
AUGCCUGUUGCCCGCCCCCAACCGCAGCGAAAGCGAAAACGAGUGGUGUACAAGGAAGACGGAAGCGACUCGGAGUCGGAUUCGGGUGGAAAAGGCAAGAAAAAGAAAAAGAAAUCCGCCGACGACUCUUAUCAAGAUGAGGGGAACACCAGUGCCGUGAACAUUAACAAAUUGUUCCCGACGUUCGGUCCUCCCAAGCCCAUCACCGGCCGAUUCUCCCUCCCGAGCAUCACUGACAAGUCUGGUAACGUUGUUCCUGCGGUCAUGACCAAUGUGGCGCUUGGUAUCCGACCUGCGGUCAAGAUUCCUCCAAGGCCACUGCAUGACCCCAUGGCCGACCAUGCGAUCGUACUGUUUGAUCCGACGAUUGAUACACGCGAGACGGACGAGGAGCGAAAGGAGCGGGAGAAGCUCGAGGCAGCUGCCAAAGCCAGAGAAGAAAAGGAAAAGGCAGCUAUGGACGCCGGUGCUGCCAACUUGUACAAUCCUCAUAAGAGUCUAAAGGAGCUCCUCGGGGGCGGCAAAGAGGCGCAAGCCACUGUGGCGCCCAAGGUCCCAGUGGUCAUCGAUCCCAAGCUCGGGAAGAUUCUUCGACCGCAUCAAAUCGAGGGUGUCAAGUUUUUGUAUCGAUGUACCACUGGAAUGACCGUAGACAACCAGUAUGGGUGCAUCAUGGCAGACGAGAUGGGUCUUGGCAAAACACUGCAAUGUAUCACUCUCAUGUGGACCCUGCUCAAGCAGUCUCCCCGAGGCGCGGGCAAAGGUACCAUCGAAAAGUGCAUCAUUGCCUGCCCCGCUAGUUUGGUCAAGAAUUGGGCAAACGAGUUGGUCAAAUGGCUCGGAGACUCUGCGCCUAAAACAUUUGCGAUCGAUGGAACGGGCACCAAGGCCGAUCUCAUUGCGAAUGUACGGCGAUGGGUUCAGGCCAAGGGUAGGCAUGUUACUUUACCCGUCAUGAUUGUAUCCUAUGAGACUUUGCGAACUCUCUGCGAGGAACUCGCUGGGUGUGAAAUCGGACUAAUGCUUUGUGAUGAAGGUCACCGUUUGAAGAACUCGGAACUUGACGUUCAAGACCCUCAACGAAUUGAAUUGCAAGCGCGAGUAAUUCUAUCUGGAACUCCCAUUCAAAAUGAUCUCUCCGAGUACUUUUCUCUGCUCAACUUUGCCAACAAGGACUACCUCGGUACCAAGAACGAGUUCCGAAAGAACUUUGAAAAUGCGAUUAUUAGAGGUCGUGAUGCGGACGCAACGGACAAGGAGAAGGAAGCCAGUAUUGCGAAAUUACGAGAGCUCAGCGGACGUGUUCAGCCGUUUAUCAUUCGCAGGACAAACGACCUUUUGUCCAAAUAUCUCCCGGUGAAAUACGAGCAAGUCGUUUUCUGUGCACUCUCACCGCUUCAGUUGGCUCUAUAUCGACACUUUAUUACUUCGCCCGAAGUCAAGAAAUUGCUAAGGGGUGUAGGAUCUCAGCCUCUCAAGGCUAUUGGCCAACUAAAAAAGCUUUGCAACCAUCCCGCACUCCUAGACCUUCCCAAUGAUAUUGCUGGUAGCGAAGAUAUCUUACCUCCUGGCUAUAAUGCUGGGAUGCUUAGCGCAGGUGGGCGAGGAGGUGGAAACAUGACCCCUGACUGCUCACUCGGUGGCAAGUUUGUUGUACUCGAGCGAUUCUUGGACCGAAUCCGUCGCGAGACAAACGACAAAAUUGUGCUCAUCAGUAACUAUACUCAAACUAUGGACCUGUUCGAGAAACUUUGCCGAAGCAAAAGCUACGGGUGUAUUCGGCUAGACGGCACUCUGAGUGUUGCCAAACGACAGAAACUCGUUGAUAGAUUCAACGAUCCGGAAGGAAAGGAAUUUGUGUUCUUGCUGAGUAGUAAGGCUGGUGGAUGUGGUAUCAACUUGAUUGGUGCCAACCGACUUAUUUUGUUCGACCCUGAUUGGAACCCGGCCUCUGACCAACAAGCCCUUGCUCGUGUAUGGCGUGAUGGGCAAAAGAAAGAAUGUUUCGUGUACCGAUUCGUCUCCACUGGUACUAUCGAGGAGAAAAUCUUCCAGCGCCAAGCUUCGAAACAGGCCUUGUCCUCUUGCGUUGUCGACGAAAAGGAAGAUACCGAACGACACUUUUCUGGUGACGAAUUGCGCAAAUUGUUUGAACUUCGGGAGAGCACACUUUGCGAGACGCACGAAACGUACAAGUGCAAACGCUGCAAGAAUGGAAAGCAAUUUAUGAAAGCACCUGCGAUGCUUUAUGGUGACGGAAACACGUGGAAUCACUAUACUAACCCAGAGUUGAAAAAUAACCACGACGAUUUGUUGCGUGCUGAAGUGGGACUACCAGAAGUCACAUUCACCUUUCAGUAUAUCAGUCAUUGA